AUGGCUUCUAGCCUGACUGACGGCGUACCCUCCGCCCUGAAUAAACACCUUCCUGGCCGAGGCGUCGUAGCCACCCAGGAGCCCCUAUCCUCUUCCUUACCCGCCAAAUCCACCCACAACGACCCCUUUGCUCACCUUCCCCCAUACACGCCGCGCAACAAAGGCCUUGUCUCUCACUUGCCUUCGGCCCUUGUUCCCUUCGCAGAAUUGAUGCGCCUGCACAAGCCUGCCGGCUACUACGCAUUCUACUUCCCUCACCUGUCUGGGACAUUUAUAGCUGCUAUUCUCUCUCCCGCGGCCCCCUCCAUUUCCUCACUUACAUACGUGUGCGCUGUUCACGCGGUAGGAAACCUCUUCCUCCGUGGCGCAGCCUCUACAUGGAAUGAUACCCUCGAUGCGCCCUUGGAUCGGCAGGUGGCGCGGUGUCGACACCGACCUGUAGCCCGCGGGGCUGUAAGCCCCACAACGGCUCACAUUUUCACCAUCGCCCAGACGGCGGUAUGGAUUCUCACUCUGUCCUGGCUACCGUGGGAGUGCAGCUUGCCUGCCUCGCUCUUCGCGCUAACCAUGGCGGUAUAUCCAUUUUGUAAGCGCGUCACAAAUUUCCCACAAGUGGUGCUCGGCUUCUCGCUCGGUUUCGGGCAAAUCAUAGGCAUGACAUCUCUCGGUCUCAACCCGUUCUCUCGAACAAGCCCACAUGUCCGGGCGGCUUUGGCGUGCGUUUACCUCUCAACUGUGGUCAACGCCAUGAUCUACGACACCAUCUACGCACAUCAAGAUCUAAAGGACGACCUGAAAGCGGGGGUGAUGAGCAUGGCCGUCGCAUGUACUCCGCACACGAAGAAGGUGCUGUCGGUCCUAAGUGUGGUGAAGAUCGCCCUGCUGGCGAGCACGGGGUAUCUGCUCGGUUUUGGGGGAUGCUUCUGGGCCGUGGCGGUAGGCGGUACGGUGGCUGUGUUGGGAUGGAUGAUUGCCACGGUCAGGUUGGAGGAGCCGGCGGAUUGUUGGAAGUGGUUCAAAUGGUGUAUCUGGUUUACCGGGGGAACUCUUUGCUUGGGCUUGCUUGGCGAGCAUGCUAUGCGGGCCUGA
Endocarpon pusillum Z07020 is the source of this 1089-nucleotide messenger RNA. RefSeq lists its product as uncharacterized. Gene Ontology annotation, cellular component: mitochondrial inner membrane. Lineage: Eukaryota; Fungi; Ascomycota; Eurotiomycetes; Verrucariales; Verrucariaceae. The transcript has a single exon. The record is from RefSeq and is a predicted model, not a curated record. The coding region runs from base 1 to 1089 and encodes 362 amino acids. Gene Ontology annotation, biological process: ubiquinone biosynthetic process. Gene Ontology annotation, molecular function: 4-hydroxybenzoate polyprenyltransferase activity.